AUGGACCAUGAGCCUGCAGAUGGAUUCCGCCUCGACGGCUAUAAGUGCCUCGGCGCCGCCUUCGAUCUGCGCCAAUCAUCUUCGCAUCCAACAGCACUCAUCGCCGCCUUGCACUUUCAGCCCUUGGCUCCCAGACCGAGAUGUUCUUUCAUACCAGUUGACGUCUCGUCAGAGACCCCCAAGAACGGCCAUCAAUGCCUCGGCAGUAGCCUGACCACCGCGGAUACUCGGUCCACCGUUCCGGAUACACAGCAGCUCCUCCCGUCGUCUGACACGGUCGACAUCGCCAGCUUACUGGCACAGCUUCAAAGUCCAGCAACGGGAUCCUCGAGGCAAGUCAUGAGAGCCUGCCCCGGCUCCGAUUGA
This is a messenger RNA of Colletotrichum orchidophilum, 366 nucleotides long. RefSeq lists its product as uncharacterized. The record is from RefSeq and is a predicted model, not a curated record. The coding region runs from base 1 to 366 and encodes 121 amino acids. Lineage: Eukaryota; Fungi; Ascomycota; Sordariomycetes; Glomerellales; Glomerellaceae. The transcript has 2 exons.